AUGCCUUUGUUAAACCCUGCCAAUGAGGACACGCCUCGACAUCAGGUUCACGUCGCCGUCCUCGACACCGAUGUACCUUGCCCAGCCGUCUACGCCAAGCGUGGUCUGCACAGCUCGCAAUUCCGUGUUCUUCUUCAAGCCGCGGCAGAGCGCCUGAAUCAACAUCCACAGUCAUUGCGACAUGGUCGUAUUCAAGUCCAUGUGACAGCGUACGAUAUCGUGGGGGGAUCAUAUCCGCCACCCGAGUUUCUACGGGCAGGCCCCCAAUCCCCAACUGAUUCAACUGCCAAAUCUGGCCCGACUCCAAUCGAUGCUAUCUUGGUCACUGGCGCGGCAGCAGCAGCCUAUGACAAUCUGCCAUGGAUCCCAGGUCUUCAGGCCUUUAUCCAAACCGUUCAUGCGAAAUAUCCGUUCGUUCGAAUCUACGGCUCAUGCUUCGGACAUCAACUCAUCGCCCAGGCACUACUCGCUGGCCAACAAUGCUCCAUAGGCGAUUUCCCGUCCAAAAUUUCAGUAGAGCCUUCGGUCCUCGGUCAUGAAAUUGGCGUGCAUCCCAUCAUCUUGGACCCGGAAUUCAGCUCAAGAUUCUCCUCCCUUGCCCAAUUCUCGCAAGAGCGACCCCUCCAACUACAACUCAUCCAUGGUGAUAUCGUGACACCAUCACAAGACAUUCCUCCGAGUCCAGAGCGUCUCAAUCUGCCGGAUCCUUGGAUCAACGUUGGUAGCAGUGAAAAGUGCCUUAUCCAGGGACUUUACUACCCAGGGCGCGUUCUUACUCUUCAAGGACACUUUGAGUUCGAUGCAUUUGCCUCGGGUGAACUUUGUCGACAGUUUAGUCGGAUGUAUGACUGGCCAGCUCCCAAGCUCAAAUUUCACUUGGAGAGUAUUUGGAGCUCUCCUCAGGCUAUUGAUGGACCGGCUGGUCCCUACGAUGACUCCAAAGCCGUGGCGGAGAUGGCCCUUCUCUUUUUUGCGGAUGAGGAUCGGCCAACAGAGGAAUAG
Penicillium argentinense is the source of this 1002-nucleotide messenger RNA. RefSeq names its product type 1 glutamine amidotransferase. NCBI's taxonomy places the organism in Eukaryota, Fungi, Ascomycota, Eurotiomycetes, Eurotiales, Aspergillaceae. The record is from RefSeq and is a predicted model, not a curated record. Gene Ontology annotation, cellular component: cytosol; nucleus. Bases 1 to 1002 code for a protein of 333 amino acids. The transcript has a single exon.